UUUAGAUCCAUUCACCAUUUCCAGCAUCCAUUUUCUCCUCUCCGUUCUUGAAUCCCACAUCCCAUCUCGAUAACCAAGCUCAUAUGGAAGGAGGACGAGCCGGAGUGCAGCCUGCCGACACCGAGAUGGCCGAGGCAGCCCAGCAACCCGACCCACAACACCCGCAGCAGCAUCCGGCCCCGCAAACGGUAGCCGGCGGGAUGGAGAGUAUUCCGGCUACGCUUAGCCACGGUGGCAGGUUCAUACAGUAUAACAUAUUCGGGAACAUGUUCGAGGUCACUGCCAAAUACAAGCCCCCCAUCAUGCCCAUCGGCAAGGGCGCCUACGGCAUCGUCUGCUCGGCUUUGAAUUUUGAGACAAAUGAGCAUGUGGCGAUAAAAAAGAUUGCAAAUGCAUUUGAUAACAAGAUAGAUGCAAAGCGAACACUUCGUGAGAUAAAGCUGCUUCGACACAUGGAUCAUGAAAACGUAGUUGCAAUCAGAGAUAUAAUACCACCACCACAGAGGGGAGCUUUUAAUGAUGUUUAUAUUGCAUAUGAGCUCAUGGACACUGACUUGCAUCAGAUAAUUCGAUCAAAUCAAGCUUUAUCAGAAGAGCACUGUCAGUAUUUCCUGUACCAGAUCCUACGGGGAUUGAAAUAUAUACACUCUGCAAAUGUUCUUCACAGAGACUUAAAACCUAGCAACCUUCUCCUCAAUGCCAAUUGUGACUUGAAAAUAUGUGAUUUUGGACUAGCUCGUGUCACCUCUGAAAGUGAUUUUAUGACAGAAUAUGUCGUAACAAGGUGGUACCGUGCACCAGAAUUGUUGCUCAAUUCUUCAGAUUACACCGCAGCUAUUGAUGUGUGGUCAGUGGGUUGUAUUUUUAUGGAAUUGAUGGAUCGGAAGCCUUUAUUUCCUGGUAGAGACCAUGUGCAUCAGCUCCGCUUGCUUAUGGAGCUGAUUGGCACCCCUUCGGAGGCUGAAUUAGGGUUCUUAAAUGAAAAUGCUAAGAGGUACCUUAGGCAACUUCCUGUUUAUGAACGACAGUCUUUCACUGAAAAGUUUCCAAAUGUCCACCCGUUAGCCAUUGAUCUUGUUGAGAAGAUGUUGACUUUUGAUCCCAGACAGAGGAUUACUGUUGAAGGCGCCCUAGCUCAUCCGUACCUGAAUUCACUCCAUGACAUCAGUGAUGAGCCUGUUUGCAUGACCCCCUUUAGCUUUGACUUCGAGCAGCAUGCAUUAACUGAGGAGCAGAUGAAGGAGCUCAUAUAUCGAGAGGCUCUCGCAUUCAACCCUGAGUAUCAGCAGCAGUGAACGAGCACACACUAGCUAUUCCUUUAGCGUGGCUUUGAUCAGUGUGGUUUCGUUUCUCUGUUUAAGCUAAUUGUUUCUCUGUGUAUACAUGUGUCUCCCAUCUGAGAAAGAGGUGCCCCUUGAAUUUAAAAUAUAUUUGGUUACCCGCAGAAUGCAGGGACCAAGACAAGUUGUAAUGUUGUUUGUAUCGUUUGUUUUAAUUUUCGUUGUUAUUAUUGACUGCUCCUCUCUAACAUGGUUGAGGGAUGUGAAACUAAGAUUUAAUGACAUGAAAAUGGGAAAUCAAUCCAUGUCCCAUCU
Molecule: messenger RNA, 1595 nt
Organism: Rubroshorea leprosula
Lineage: Eukaryota; Viridiplantae; Streptophyta; Magnoliopsida; Malvales; Dipterocarpaceae
Source: the annotation of a GenBank genome assembly